AUGGAGUCCGAAAAGAGGCCUCAUGACAGUGUGGAAGGUGAUGAAUCAAAAGGCCAAAUGAACCCCACCAAAAAGACAAAGCAACACUCAUCAACUAAGACUUUUUGGAGUGAGGAUGAAGAGAUUUCAAUCCUAAACACUGCAAUCCAAUUUUCAAAUCUAAAAGGACUCGACCCAACUGCCCAUGGCAACAGGACUCAAUUUUAUACAUUCAUCAAACAAUCAUUUUCCUAUCAUGAUUUUUCCAAACGCCAAGUUCGCAAAAAAUUGAAAAGCCUGAAGAAAAAUUUCGAAAGAAAUGUUGUCGAAUCAAAGGCCUUUUUAGAUCCACAUCAAAACAAAGUGUUUGAGCUUUCUCUCAACUUAUGGGGAAGCAAAAGCAUAAGCAAAGAUACUCCUGCUACUGCCAAUGAAGAGGUCCAAGACGCAACUCAAAUUGGUAGUGAAGUUGAAGAAGAGGGAAAAGAUAUUUCUCGCAAAAGAAAACGUGUUGAAGGUGAGCUGCAAAUCCCCGAUGAGUCCAGAUACUUCUGGGCAAAUGUGAUAGGUCGUGCACAAUGCAUUGCAUUAUCUAGGAUUACUUCUACAUUGACCCUGGAUCAGCUAUGA
Molecule: messenger RNA, 609 nt
Organism: Mangifera indica (mango)
Lineage: Eukaryota; Viridiplantae; Streptophyta; Magnoliopsida; Sapindales; Anacardiaceae
Product: probable transcription factor At1g11510
Exons: 2
Coding region: 1-609 (202 amino acids)
Biological process (GO): regulation of DNA-templated transcription
Cellular component (GO): nucleus
Source: RefSeq, a predicted model, not a curated record